AAAUAAAGGAUAGUAAGACGCUUACUUCAUCCAUCGAAUCUGUACCAAAAGAAACAGUGCCAAGAUGUAAUCGCUUGAAAACCUAUUAACGAACCAAAGUAAAUAUGGCUUGUUCUUUUCUUUAUGGGAAACCAAAUUUCAUUCAUUUACAUAAAUAAAUGAAUGACAUCAUAAAAUGUUCAUUGGACUGUAAAUAUUAUUGCCAACUGGACGAGGAACGAGGAAGAAGGUCGUCGUUCAAAUUAAAUUUAGACGAAAGUGUUUGCUUAUUGAAUGAUACAAACAAGUAUGAGCAAAGAAUUGUGGCUAAAGCUUUUAAUUUCUAUUGUAUUUAUCUCGAAGGCUUUUUCGUCGAGUUGCAACUCAUACAAGGAUUGUCUUUCUGCCUGUUGUAAAGACAAUGUUUGCGUUGAAAGUGAUGGCGACGCGAUAUGUGAAAUGCAGAAAACUAUGCGCGAUUUGCAAAGAAAAAGCUCAUACCCAUAUUGUGAUGGAAAUUGGGAUUGUGGAUAUUCUGAGUGUUGCUUGAACAACGAAUGCCAAGACAAGUCUUAUUGUGAGUUGAAAGAAACAUGUUAUACUAACUACGACUGUACGCAGAGCAAAUGUUGUAAAGAUGGUACAUGUCAGAGUUCGUGGAAAUGUUUGAGUUAUAUUUUCACAACUUCUUCACCAAGAACAAAAUCAUGUACAUACAAAUAUGAAUGCCCUUACGGUCAAUGCUGUGAAAAUAAUCGAUGUCAAACUUGCCCAACAGCCGCCCGAAACAUAGAAUAUGUCAAAACUGAGACAAAAGCUCCAGUUUAUGAAAAUGAAGAUUCUGGAUAUCAAGAUUAUAAUAAGGAGGAUAGUGGCAUAGGUACAGCUGGAACUGCUGGCAUUGUUGUCGCUGCCAUUAUUUUUGUUAUUAUAAAAAUACUGCUCAUGACAUAUUGCUACUCCAGUCGUCGGCAACGUUAUUUCAUCAUCCGUAGGCGUGUACAAUGCGUAGCAACAGUUCCAAUAGUAUCAGAAGAUGAACUUCAACGUGAAUACCAAAAUACAACUCGUGGAAUGCCACCACCAUAUUCUCCUAUCCCAGCCCAAGCUCCAAACACCCAUAACUCAGAAAAUGGAGAAGGCUGUGAUUUACUAGGUCCACCUCCAGCAUAUUCCAAUGAAGAAAAUGGAAUAAACGAAGCAUCACUAAGUAGUCAAACCAUUCCUAUCAAUGCAACAACCACUGAGCCACCAGAAAAUGAAAAUGGACCACUACCAGAAAAUGAAAAUGGAGAACCACCAGCCUAUACACAAAAUCCACCAGAACCUGCAACAACAACAACAACAGACCAAACCACUAGCACUGAUCUAACACCCACCAACACAAGCAGCAUCCAAAUUGUGAUGUGAACAGUAUUGUUUAAUUAGCAAAAGUCUUUUUGGUCAAAUGGACUUUAAGGUAUUUUUCAGACAUCUUUUUUAUAUAGCACAUAGAUUUAGUUAAAGAGUUAAUCUAAAUAAUUUAAUCCAAUCAUAACUUAAUAAUCACUUGUUUAUAGUCCAGACUGGAAAAUUUGUUCUAUGUACCCAAGUCGUCUAGGGCACAAUUUUGAGAAAACAAGGCUUACAUCCAUGAAAAUUUUGAAUAGUUGGUGACUUGCCGUGUAGUUUACAAACUUUCCAAUCUGCUUUGUACUUUUUAGAAUUAUUAGUGAUAGCUAUUUUUUUAUGACAUAUUCAGUUCUGUGGUAUGAGCAUUCAAUUUUAAAUGUGAUGUUAUCUGAAUGUAACUUGCACAAUCUUUGCGAAAAUUCAUUGUCAACCAUAUUGCAUUUGUAACUUUGAUUUGAAUAAAAAUUUGUAAAAUGAGGA
This is a messenger RNA of Xenia sp. Carnegie-2017, 1851 nucleotides long. RefSeq lists its product as uncharacterized. The coding region runs from base 274 to 1389 and encodes 371 amino acids. The transcript is spliced from 3 exons. NCBI's taxonomy places the organism in Eukaryota, Metazoa, Cnidaria, Anthozoa, Malacalcyonacea, Xeniidae. The record is from RefSeq and is a predicted model, not a curated record.